CCGAGCAGCCAGCUGUCCUGAGCUUGAGCAAUCUAGCUGCCUUGUCGUCACUGCCUCUGGCCGCUGUCCAAUUCCUGAGCCAAGUAAUGACUAACGGAGCUUCCUCUGGGAGGGAGGAAACGGUUAAAAUCUUGCAGCUGCAAUCAUCUAGGCGUGGUUCUCUUGUCUGUUUUGGGCUGCGCAGAUCCUGGGCCAAGGAGCAGAGGAAGGACGGCUUAGGUGGCAGAGCCUUCUAAAUGGCUGAGUUGGAUCUGAUGGCUCCGGGGCCACUGCCCGGGAUCACUGCUCACUCUCUGGCCACUCUCAGCCCAGACUCUGGGUCAGCCAGUCCAGCAGAAGAAGAGGACAAGGGCUCCCUGGGGAGCCCCCAGGGGGAGAUUGAGGGACAGGACACCGGCACUGGGUUGCAGGGGGGCCCUGGUGGUGAAGGAGAGAAGGAGAUUCUCUGUGACUUCUGCCUCGGGGCCAGCAGAGUGAGGGCGGUGAAGUCCUGCCUGACCUGCAUGGUGAAUUACUGCGAGGAGCACCUGCGGCCGCACCAGGAGAACAGCAAACUUCACAGCCACCAGCUGACCGAGCCAGUGAAGGACCGGGACCUGCGCACCUGCCCUGCCCACCACAGCCCGCUGGUCGCCUUCUGUCACCCCGAUAGGCAGUGCAUCUGCCAGGAGUGUGGCCAGGGUGAGCACAAGGGCCACAUCUCAGUCUCCCUAGAUGCCGCCCGCAGGGACAAGGAGGCUGAGCUUCGGGUCACCCAGUUAGACUUGGAGCGGAAACUCAAGUUGAAUGAGAAUGCCAUCGCCAGACUCCAAGCCAACCAUAAAUCGGUUUUGGUGUCUGUGUCCGAGGUGAAGAUGGUGGCUGAGGAGCAGUUUGGGGAACUCCUUGCUGCCAUGAGGAAGGCCCAGGCCGAUGUGAUGCUGUUCUUGGAGGAGAAGGAGCAAGCUGCUCUGAGCCAGGCCAGUGGCAUCAAGACCCACCUGGAGCACAGGAGUGCGGAGAUGGAGAAGAGCAAACAGGAGCUGGGGAGGAUUGCUGGCAUCAGCAACACUGUCCUGUUCCUGGAGGAGUAUUGCAAGUUUAAAGACAUCGAGGACAGCUCCUUCCCUAGUGUUUACAUAGGACUCAAGGAUAAGCUCUCGGGCAUCCACAAGGUCAUCACGGACUCCACUGUGCACUUAAUCCAGUUGCUGCAGAACUACAAGGAAAAGCUUCAGGAGUUCGCCAAGGAAGGUGAAAAGCUAUCUGUGGGCUGUGAUUUGUGA
Messenger RNA from Hipposideros armiger (great roundleaf bat), 1265 nucleotides. RefSeq names its product tripartite motif containing 16 (gene TRIM16). Lineage: Eukaryota; Metazoa; Chordata; Mammalia; Chiroptera; Hipposideridae. The transcript is spliced from 4 exons. The record is from RefSeq and is a predicted model, not a curated record. Gene Ontology annotation, molecular function: zinc ion binding. The coding region runs from base 237 to 1265 and encodes 342 amino acids.